UCAAAAACACAUUGAAGACAGCGAUGACAAACUGGGAGACAAGAAGCGCAGUAUAAUAGAGCGAGUGUUUGUCUGUCGGCUGUGUUCCUGUGUUUCCGUUUGUGCGGCGCGCGAAAUGGCCAAAGUCACCAAAAUCCUGCUUUUCUUCUUCAACCUCGUUCUGUGGCUGUGCGCUUGGGUCAUCACAGGCAUCGGCAUAUGGCUCAUCGUGGACCCCAAGUCGUACGAGCCCAGCCGCUACAUCGACACCUACAACAUCGUCACCGCCGCCUACAUCAUGAUCGUGGUGGGGGGAGUCAUCAUGUUCGCCGGGCUCCUCGGCUGCGCCGCCGCCUUCACCGAGCACUCAGUCCUUCUCACUCUCCUCUACAAUUUCGCGUUCAGAGAACUCAUCGCAGAACUACAACAAUACCCGUACGACGACAGAGCCCGAGGUUUCAUCGACUUCUUUCAAGUGAAGUUGAGAUGUUGUGGUGUCGUCUCUCUCAACGACUAUCAGAGGGUUGUGCUCUGGCGUUACGCGAGUUUCUCGAGUUGAGAAGUGGUAUAAUUGGUUUGUUGUGUUUAAUCGCGGCGUUAAUCCAAUUAAUCUUAAUUGCAUUGACUUUAAUGCUGUUUUGCGCAAAGAAAAGAAACUUUAUUCGUUAGAAACCUUU
Messenger RNA from Medioppia subpectinata, 656 nucleotides. The record is from the annotation of a GenBank genome assembly. NCBI's taxonomy places the organism in Eukaryota, Metazoa, Arthropoda, Arachnida, Sarcoptiformes, Oppiidae.